Molecule: messenger RNA, 1298 nt
Organism: Cannabis sativa
Lineage: Eukaryota; Viridiplantae; Streptophyta; Magnoliopsida; Rosales; Cannabaceae
Product: serine/arginine-rich SC35-like splicing factor SCL30
Exons: 8
Coding region: 160-1002 (280 amino acids)
Molecular function (GO): RNA binding
Source: RefSeq, a predicted model, not a curated record
CAAGUAAGCCCAAUAACGAGUUUUAGGGUUAGAUAUAUCAAGAAGGAAAAAGAGAGCGACGUCAGCUUGAUAAUUCUUCAGUUCAGAUCUAAGGGAAAGAUCGCUUACCUCAAAACAACUCACUCUCCCGUUGACGUACGUCGUCGCACAGGCAGUAGGAUGAGGAGAUACAGUCCACAGUACUAUAGUCCUCCAAGGAGAGACUCGAGAGACUAUGGUGGUCGAGGAAGAAGCCCCCCUAGAAGGGGUUAUGGUGGUGGUGGUGGUGGUGGUGGAGGCGGCGGAGGUGGUGGCGGUGGCGGUGGCGGUUAUGGAAGGCGCAAAGAUCAGAAUGGAAGCCUUUUAGUCCGCAAUAUUCCUCUUGAUUGCAGACCAGAAGAGUUACGGGCACCAUUUGAGAGAUUUGGAGUUGUUAGGGAUGUCUAUAUCCCAAAGGACUAUUACACAGGGGAACCUCGAGGAUUUGCAUUUGUCCAGUUUGUAGAUUCUUAUGAGGCUUCAGAGGCUCAGUACCACAUGAAUGGGAAAAUUUUUGCUGGAAGGGAGAUAUCAGUUGUUGUUGCUGCAGAGACCAGGAAAAGGCCAGAGGAGAUGCGUCAAAGAACCAGGGUUAGCCGAGGGCCUCCAUCAAGUUAUGGCGAAAGGCGUUCCUCUUAUUAUGGGCGUUCGCGAUCUCGUUCUGUAUCCCAUUCGCGCUCUCCUCCUCGUUAUCCGUCAGGUUCUAGAGGUCGAUACCGUUCAAGGUCUCGCUCUCCUGCUCCAAAGCGCAGGGCUGACUACUCUGUUUCCCCGGGGAGAGAUGCUGAGCCCCCACGAUCACCAAGAGGUCCACCCCGGGAGCGAGAUGGUGAUAACAAUCGCAGGUCAUAUUCUCCUGGUUAUGACAGUGGUGCUGAGAAAAAUCCAACUAACGAUGGGAAAUCUGCAUAUGAAGCUGAGGAACCUCAAGGUGAGUGGGUUAGAACAUCCAUAUCACCACCUGGAUCGAGGCGUAGUCGAUAAUUGGGUCGCAGAGAGUCCAUUUGGUUGUUAAUGUUGGCCAGAUGAUCAUUCUAUAGGUUAAAACAUGUUCUUUCGUGAGAUGCAUGUUGGAAAAGUAACCUCUGGUGAGAUUUGCUAAUUGUGAUUCUGGAUGAAGACAACUAUAUCAUAUAAAUAUAUAUAGUAUGCUCUGCUCUGCGGUUGUGAGAAACUAUAGUUGUUAGUGGUAGUAGUGGCUUUGUUUGUUGUAAUGAAUGUUGAAACAUCAACUAUUUACUUGAAUGGUUUUUCAGUUAAUUAAACUUCCAACUUCGUUA